Messenger RNA from Triticum dicoccoides, 641 nucleotides. Its product is annotated as cytochrome c-like. The transcript is spliced from 2 exons. The record is from RefSeq and is a predicted model, not a curated record. Bases 4 to 474 code for a protein of 156 amino acids. NCBI's taxonomy places the organism in Eukaryota, Viridiplantae, Streptophyta, Magnoliopsida, Poales, Poaceae. Gene Ontology annotation, molecular function: heme binding; electron transfer activity.
GGCAUGUUGGCGGGGCUAAAUUUUGCUUGCUUGAAACAAAGAAAGAAAGAGCCUAUCGUGCUCCGAUCGUCGUCGAUCCAUCCAAGAAACAAACCAAGACACGCAGGGCCGGCGAGGAAGGAAAGGAAGGAAGUGAUGGCAUCGUUCGGCGAGGCGCCGGCGGGCAACGCGGCGAGCGGCGAGAAGAUCUUCAAGACCAAGUGCGCGCAGUGCCACACGGUGGAGCGCGGCGGCGCCCACAAGCAGGGGCCCAACCUCAGCGGCCUCUUCGGCCGCCAGUCCGGCACCACCGCCGGCUACGCCUACUCCACCGCCAACAAGAGCAUGGCCGUCGUCUGGGAGGAGAACACCCUCUACGACUACCUCCUCAACCCAAAGAAGUACAUCCCUGGGACCAAGAUGGUGUUCCCGGGCCUCAAGAAGCCGCAGGAGCGCGCCGACCUCAUCGCAUACCUCAAGAAAUCCACCGCUUAAUAAUUAUCACCUUCAUUCUCCUAAUUCCAUCAUCUCAAGUACAGUACCGCAAGCAAACAAGAAGAAACUAGCUGUCUGCUGCAUGCAGUAUAUAUGUUUAUGUACAAUAUAUCGAUUGAUUCAUCCAUGUGUACGUGUCCAUGUAAUUAAAAAGUUGAUCCAUUUUA